CAAAUGACAGUUACGCGACCUUGAAAGUUAUUUAAGUUUCUUUCCCUGUUUGUGCAUGAUUCUGUGUAAUUAAGAAAAUAAUUGAAACAUUGGUAUGUAACGUUUUACUUUCUAAUCGAUUUUCGAAAGCCUUUUUACAUAAACGACAUCAAAAAAUCUUAAAUUUAGACCGCUUGACAAUGAUAUGACGUCAUAUAUGACACUACUGACAGCUAACAUGUGUUUGGUUCGGUUUUUAUCCUAUCGUCCUUGCUUGUGUAGGCCAAGGCGGUAAUAAUGAUAUCAUUAUCUGAAUUCAAAUAGAAAAUUCAGUCAAAAUUUAUCUGUAAAGAGACAAUGUUAAAUUAUAGUAACGUAGUGACGUUGUGUUAAAUCAAAACCAUGCAUCGCACACAGGAAGAAUUGAACGAACACACUUUAUUUUGGCGAAAAAUACUAGCAGCUAUAUUUUAUGGUGUAGCUUCGUUUAUGAUAACAGUGGUAAAUAAAUUAGUUUUAACGACCUAUGGAUUCCCGUCGUUUCAAGUUUUGGGAUUGGGACAAAUGGUGGCGACGAUUCUGGUCCUGUUCACAGCCAAGAAGGUUCGUUUAGUCACCUUUCCUACUUUAGAAAUGAACACUUUUAGUAAGAUAUUUCCUUUACCACUCAUCUACAUAGGAAACAUGUUUUUCGGACUUGGUGGCACCAAAGAACUCAGCCUUCCGAUGUUUACAGCUUUACGAAGGUUUUCAAUACUGAUGACGAUGAUUUUAGAGUUGUACAUAUUAGGAAUUAGACCGACUUUCAGUGUGCAAUUUAGUGUAUAUACAAUGAUCCUGGGUGCCAUAGUAGCCGCAACGAAUGAUCUCGCUUUCACAGUAAGAGGUUACUUAUUUAUAUUCCUUAAUAACUUUUUUACUGCUACCAAUGGAGUGUACAUGAAGAAAAAAUUAGAUUCUAAAGAAUUAGGAAAGUACGGGUUGAUGUAUUAUAAUUCGUUGUUCAUGAUUUUACCUGCUACAUUUUUCGCUAUUUAUUCUGGUGAUAUAGAAGCUGCAUAUAAUUACAAAUAUUGGGGUGAUUUACUAUUCACAGCACAAUUUUUGUUAUCCUGUGUUAUGGGAUUUAUUCUAUCUUACAGUGUAGUUUUAUGUACAUACUACAAUUCUGCUUUAACAACUACAAUCAUAGGUACAUUAAAGAAUAUAUGUGUAACAUAUUUGGGUAUGGUAAUAGGUGGUGAUUAUAUUUUCUCUUGGGAAAAUUUCAUUGGAAUAAACAUCAGUGUGUUUGGUAGUUUAGUAUAUACAUAUGUCACUUUCAGAAGAAAGGAUUCUGUAGUUUAUUCUCCUGUAACGACCACAAAUUCAAAGACUGAGGUUGUAUAGCAUUUGUUGUUUAGCACUUUGGAAAAAUGCCUGUAAUAUGUAUUGUAUAUAUAUUUUUUAAUAUAAAAGUUGAUAAUGUGAAAUGGUACUUUGUAGUUAGAAAAUAUUUUUUUAUCCAUAGUUUUAGUAUAAGCCUAUUAUUGCCGUGGUAGGGUUUGUUACAAGGGUUCAGUCAAAAAUAAACAUGGUUAUAGAGGGGGAAUUCUACAGUUGAGCCUAUAGUUUUAAUAGGUAUGUCUAUUUGAAUACAGAAAAAAAUUAAUUUCUUACAAUGCCGUACAUAAAUAUUAAAUAAUUCUUUAUUGGAUAAUAUGAAUAAAAAUUAAGCAUUGCUUUUAUUUAAAAAUUGGUAACCAAUAUUGCUUAUUUUUUAAUGAACAAUUUGGCAGUUCGAAUUAUUUCAACUCUCUUUUUUUCCUAGCUUUUUCAGGGGACAACUCCAAAAUAAGACACGACAAAUCUACUAAUACAUACAAUUCCCAAUACAAAUCAACCUUAAUCCCUUAAAUAUGCCCUUAGGGCAGAGUCAAAAUUAUUGAAAUACACAUUGUAUCAUAGACGAGGAUCUCGUCUUAUCCCUGACAGUUUACUAGUAGGGCCAUAUAUCUGUACUGUGUAUAGUCUGUUUUAUUUUAUGUUGGUGUAUUGUUAAAAAUUUUAAACAGGUGAAUAAAUGCUUUUAAUUAAUUAAUAUUCAAAUUACCUAUUUGUUAAAGUUUCUGGGAAUAUUAAGCAAGAACCAGAAAUUGUCUUUAUUGAAAAUAACUAGGCAUUUGUUGUCAAUUUUUAAAUGAAAGCAAUUUCUUAUUUUUUAUUUUUAAUUAAUGGACAAUAUCUCUGAUUAACAAAUUCAAUGUUAAACAAUUUUUAUUCACACUAUACAUUGUCAUACACAUAAGCCAUAGGUAUUUACAAAUAAGGUUUUUCUAUUAGACCAAUAAGUGUUAAUCGAAUAAAAUUUCUAUUGAUGACUGGAUCUAGUAAAACGUUCAGCACUAGUUUCCAUAGCAACUAGUGUGAAAUAAAAAGUCUUUAUACAUUGUACUACUUUUACUAACCAAUGAGAUAAUCUCUACUGAUAUAUUUCAGUAUAUUCUUAGGAAAAAUUUGUUUAUUUUAUGGAAUUCUAUACGGUAUUAAAAAACACUCAACUGUUGAGACAUCCUGUAUACAGUGCUUAAAAUGAAGAAAACUCUAAAUUAAGUAAUGCAUACUCUAUUCACAC
This is a messenger RNA of Psylliodes chrysocephalus, 2593 nucleotides long. Lineage: Eukaryota; Metazoa; Arthropoda; Insecta; Coleoptera; Chrysomelidae. The record is from the annotation of a GenBank genome assembly.